AUGCCACCGCAUGAUGAAGUCAAGUCAUGUCUUAAAAGAUCUACUUUAUGGCCUAAGAUUAAUAUACUCAAACUGUCAAAAAAUAUGAGGGUACACUUAGGAGAGGAAAAGUUUGCUGGUGGAUUUUCAGAUCUUUUACUUGAAAUUGGCAAUGGUGAUUAUCCAUCGUUUGAUGAAAUGAUAACUAUCCCAGAAAAUUUGUGUACAGUUGUAACUACGGUUCAAGAUUUAAUAUCAAAAAUUUAUCCAGAUAUUGCUCAUAUUCAUGAUAAGCCUAUGGAAUGGUUGUGUGAACGUGCUAUACUCACUCCAAAAAAUGACCAAGCGGCGGCUAUCAAUGAUACACUGCUGAUGUCUUUUGAAUGGGAAGAAAAAGUAUAUACUUAUAUAGAUACGGUGGUCAACAUGGACGAUGCAACUAAUUAUCCGGUUGAAUUUUUAAAUUCAUUGAAACCACCGGGCAUGCCAUAUCAUAGGCUUAUUCUGCGUGUGGGCACACCUAUUAUGUUUUUGCGAAAUUUGAAACCACCUAAACUGUGCAAUGGGACCAGGCUUAAAGUCAAAGCUUUACAUCGCAAUAUAGUAGAAGCCACAAUUUUAACAGGAUGUGCAAAAGGGGAAACUGUGUUUGUACCACGAAUCCCUUUAAUUCCAAAUGAUCAUCCGUUCGAAUUUAAACGAUUACAGUUUCCCCUGAAAGUCUGUUUUGCAAUGACUAUAAACAAGUCUCAAGGCCAAACUCUUAAAUUUGCAGGAAUAGAUUUGCGAGAAAACUGUUUUUCACAUGGACAGUUCUACGUAGCUUGCUCACGCGUAAGCUCACCCAGUAACUUGGUGAUUUUGUCGCUUACUAAUAGAUCAGUGAAGAACAUUGUCUACAAAGAAGUUUUGUAG
Molecule: messenger RNA, 894 nt
Organism: Sipha flava (yellow sugarcane aphid)
Lineage: Eukaryota; Metazoa; Arthropoda; Insecta; Hemiptera; Aphididae
Product: ATP-dependent DNA helicase pif1-like
Exons: 1
Coding region: 1-894 (297 amino acids)
Biological process (GO): DNA repair; telomere maintenance
Molecular function (GO): DNA helicase activity
Source: RefSeq, a predicted model, not a curated record